CCAAUGUAGACGGGAAAAGACCUCCGGGAGGAAAGACUGAAUACGCGACGGUGGAACGCACUGUAAAAAAAGAAAAGUGAUCACUUCUGCUACUGGCGCUUGUCCCAUACGAGGAACUUGAGUACCUGGCAGACCAGAUUCCUCCUGCAUCAAGUAGCUUCGGUGUAAUAUUGAGCCUACCUUCCAUUCAAGAAAAUCAAAGAAUCCCGCAUACGACCAACCCCGUGGAGGAAGAAGCAUGGCAUGGCGAUUUAAGGCAUCUAAGUACAAGAACGCAGCCCCGAUCGUACCAAAGCCGGAAGUAUGCAUUCGGGACAUCUGCGUAGGAUCAUACCAGACGUACGGUAAUAACAUUGCCGCUUCGGCUGCGUUCAUUGCCUUCAACUGGGAACAUGCCGGUUCCAGUCUGGCCGUUCUGCCGAUCGAUGACUGCGGACGGAAGAGCAAAACAAUGCCACUGCUGCACGCUCACUCGGACACGGUGACCUAUUUGGACUUUUCCCCAUUCCACGAUGGCUUGCUGGCUACAGGGUCGCAGGAUUGCCUGGUGAAAGUAUGGCACAUCCCAGAGAAGGGGCUGGAGAACUCCAUCUCGAACCCGGAGUGUACUUUUUCCACUAAGCAAAGACGGGUAGAAACGGUGGGAUUUCAUCCAACGGCAGAUUGUUUACUCUAUUCAACGGCGGUAGGGUGCGUCAGCUUAUGGGAUCUCGCCUGUCAGCAGGAAUCUUUUUCAAACAAUCAGCAUCCGGAAGUCAUUCAAUCGCUCAGUUGGAAACAGGAUGGAAAGGUUUGUGCUACCAGCUGCAAAGAUAAAAUGGUUCGCAUACUGGACCCCCGAGCCGAAUCGCCAAUAACAAUGAUUGCUGAGAGUCAUCAAAGCAUCAAGGAUUCACGGGUCGUCUGGCUAGGCAAUCAGGAUCGCAUUUUGUCCACCGGGUUCGACGCUGGUCGUUUGAGACAGGUGAUUAUUCGUGAUCUGCGAAAUUUCUCAGCCCCAGAGAAGACUUUGGAGUUGGAUUGCUCCACCGGCAUACUUAUGCCAUUGUAUGAUCCCGACACAAACAUGUUGUUCUUAGCGGGAAAAGGAGACACUACAAUUUCCUAUUUGGAGGUGACAGAUAAAGACCCCUAUUUGAUUGAAGGAAUUCGACACUCUGGUGAGCAGACGAAAGGUGCUUGUCUGGUACCGAAGAGGGCACUACGAGUAAUGGAAGGCGAAGUGAACCGUAUCAUGCAGCUAACUUCUAACUCGGUGAUACCGAUUAUGUACCAAGUACCGCGAAAGUCAUACAGAGACUUCCACGGUGAUCUCUACCCGGACACCAAUGGAUACAGAACUGAGCUCACGGCAACUCAAUGGCUGAAUGGAGUGAAUCAGGGGGUUCCAAAAAUAAGCCUCGACCCAGCAAAGCGAGAGUUGGGUGAUCAGCCAAUCAUUAUUUUAAGAGGUAAUCUGAACGAGGUAGUCAAAAAUAUUGCCAACAAAUCGAAAAGCACAGCCAUCACCAUUAGCUGCACGGCAGACAAGAUCGACAAGACGUCAAUAGUGAAACCAACUUUUAUUCCAAUUAAGGAUAAAAUAAAACAGAUGGAGCAACAGUCGCACAGUGAAAAAAGCGAAUUCGAACAAAAAUUCAAAGAAGUCACCUCAAACAAAGACACUAAGAAUACGGAGAACGCUAAUAUUGUAAUUGAACCGAAUUCAUGCUACGAAACGGAAAGUAAUGGAAACCAUCCGAACAGAACCAGUCAGGACGAUGAUAGAAGUUUGGAGGAGCCGGAUCAACCUGGCGAGGUGACUCCUCCGAAACCACUACCGAGAACCUCCCGGAAUAAUUCUGUGUCUGAUCAACUUUCCGUGGCGAGUGAAGAAGUGCCAGUUGUUCCCGCUCCUCGUCCAGUCGCCAGACCGAGGACUACCGCUGCCGGAUACAAGCCUCGUCUUGGACCGAAGCCUUUCUGCAGUACGGGAUCUUCGAGCGAUUUCUCCUUCGAUAAGGUGUUUAACGUACCACACGCUCCAGGCUCGGAAAAUGGUGAGUUACCGAGAGAUUCCAACGAUAACACUCAAGAGAACAGUCUAGCCUCUAAUGGAAGUGCUGAAGAGAUGCACGAGAACGGCCACUGCAAAGAAACAGAAGUGCUACCCGAAGUCACCGAAGAAGUUGUGCUGCGACCCAAAACUCCCGAGGAUGAGGACACGCCGCGUAUCAUAACAACUGCAGAGCGAAGGAAGUCAGGGGAUCGUGAAAAGAUUUUUGAAUCCAGAGUUUCCACAGAAUCGGAAGAUCAGUUUGAUGCUGCUGCGGAUGAUAAAGUGAACCAAUUCGAGCGUUUGAGUGGUCAACGAACGAGUAUUGCUGAACGGCGUCGUAUUUACGAGAAUCGUUCACAAAGCGUGCAAGAGGAAAAGGCGGCCUCACCCGUUCCGCUUAGACGCCGUGAAUCAAUGAAGGUUCGUGGCGAACAGAAAACCGAUGAGGAGGCGAUGCCACCGCCGGCCAACGUAGAAUUCACUCGUAACCGCAGUGAUCUUUCUAAGGAAAACCUCCCGGUGGACAUCAAUAAACGAAACCAUAGUAAUAAUUCAGCGAAUACAACUUCCAAACGUACUUCCACUGUGUUCGGUCGGGUGUCCAAGUUCCGCCAUUUGAAGGGAACUCCGGGACAUAAAUCUACGCAUAUCGAGAACAUUCGUAACUUGAGCCGACAAAUUCCUGGUGAAUGCGAUGGGUUCCAGGCAAAUUCAGAGAGAGUAGCGGUGCCAAUAUCCGGAGCCGGUGGAAAAAUAGCAAUAUUCGAAUUGAGUAAGCCUGGGCGUCUUCCGGAUGGAGUAAUUCCUUCGCUCGUCAAUGGAAACAACAUCAUGGACUUCCAAUGGGAUCCGUUCGACAAUAAACGACUGGCGGUAGCAUGCGAUGAUGGUCUUGUCAAGAUUUGGGUAAUACCAGAUGGUGGUCUAACGGAACCAACAAACGAACCGGAAAAUGAACUGGUGGCACACUCAGACAAGAUCUACAUCAUCAGAUACCAUCCGUUAGCCAAACAUGUCUUCCUCACUGCCAGUUAUGAUAUGACAUUAAAGGUUUGGGAUCUGAACACCUUAACUGAGAAGUAUUGUUUGAAGGGACACACCGAUCAAAUAUUCAGCUUUGCGUGGAGUCCGUGCGGGACGUACGGUGCAACGGUAUCGAAAGACGGAAAGAUUCGAGUGUAUAAUCCAAGAAAAUCUGAGAAUCCCAUCCGUGAAGGUAGCGGACCAGUCGGAACACGUGGUGCGCGGCUUGUGUGGGCCGUCGAGGGAGAUUACAUUGUUGUAACUGGAUUCGACAAGGUUUCGGAACGGCAAAUAUACGUGUACAAAUCAACAGAUCUGAGUGCACCGCUUGGAAUGGUUGGAUUAGACGUAUCUCCUGCUAUCCUGAUACCAUUCUACGACGAAGAUAGCUCUACAAUCUUUGCAACGGGUAAAGGCGAUUCCACUAUUUACUGUUUCGAGAUCACUGAAGAAUCGCCUUUUAUAUGCCCGCUUUCUCAUCACCGAUGCUCCUCGCUUACGCAGGGACUUAGCUUCCUUCCCAAGAACCAGUGCGAUGUUGCAUCAGUCGAGUUCGCCAAAGCACAAAGGCUUACGAACGGCACGGUUGAACCAUUGAGCUUUACCGUGCCACGAAUCAAGAGUGAACUCUUCCAGGAUGAUCUGUUUCCACCAACGCGGGUUUUAUGGGAACCGAGUCUCAGCGCAGCUGACUGGUUUGCCGGUAGGGAUAAGCCAGCUCCUAGAAUUAGCCUACAGCCGGAAGGAAUGGAAUCUUUGUCCUCCAUUCAGCCGAUAGUGACGACACCGACACCAGUUAAAAAAAGCGACAAUAUCAACCAAAUCAUUGGGCAACAGACCCAGUUCAACAAGGUGUGGAGUGCGGAUUUGGUGCGGUCGAAACAAGAUGAGAUCAAAAACUCGGUCAGCGCACGUAUGUCGAUAAAUCGUAAGCUUGAACAGGACGACAUGGAAGGAGUGGAUGAGAAAGAGUGGGAUGAGUGAACAGAUCCAGAAUCGCUUUAGGCUGAACUUCUUCGUUUGAAGCCAGUGUUUUGCUCAGCCUUAUCGUGAAUCAGUUCAGUGGUGACUUAUAUCCGAAAAUAUUUCAGUUUCGCUCACAUGAUCUAUAUUUUGAGUGAAUCAAAAUCGAUUCUGGCUGAAAUAUAUUUCGGAAUACACUAAUCUGGAUUCUUAAAUAAAAAAUGAUAGAAGAUUUAGAUGGACCGAUUCAAUAAUGACAUUUAUGAUAGCAUCCGUUUUUUUUACAAUAAUUGUAAUAUCCACUUUUAGAAAGGACUGCUGAAACAGUUCUCAUUUUUACUUUUCAGUAAUUCUCAAAACGCAAGAUACAAAGCUGGCACGAAGAAAACAGCAACAACAUUUUGUAUCCGGGACAAUGUAAAAUUAUAUGGCACGUAUUUAGAAAACUUCCUAAUAAAAUUUUAUAUACACCUUUAUACGCAAACGAUCGCGUUACCAUACAAAAUAUAGAUAAUAUAUGAGCAAAAUAAUUGAGCUGACAUUUUUAAAAGAUUAGUUGCAGCAGAUAUUGGAGUAGCAAUGUGGAGUUUCAAAGUCUUAUCAAUCCAACUGCCAAUCGAAGACCAAGGAUAGCGAGUUUUAACGGGAAUACAUUCAUAUUCGCAGCGCAGUUCAUUUCACGACCGAAUAUUUGAAUGUAAUGUGUAAUGGCGAUGACUAGAACAAGAAGAUCACUUUGUGAAGACUCGUAAUUGGUAAUUUAAAUUUUAAUUUCUUUCAUUAAUCGUGUAUGAGUUCUUUUACUAUAAAAAAACUCGAUCAAGAGAUUGGAUGCUAGUCAAAUGAAGAUGCUCAAACCAAUCGUAACGUUAAAAAUGAUAGUAGUUCAUAGUACUGAAGCUUGUAACGCGUAUUUUGCUAAAUAGACGUGUAGUUUUAUAGGCUAAAAUUAUACAAAACAAACGCAUAUAUUGGCUGGUGAAAGCUCUCUCCAUCGGCGCACAAAUUAUCUUUAGAAUAUUUCAAUAAUUGGGCAACAUUAUUUCCUAAUUCGUAUAAAAAGAGAAAACGUGAAAGGUAAAAUCGAUAAACUUGUAAACUGUAGGUAACAACUGUGUGCUGAAUAUUUAUUUCUCUGACAACACUCCGCGAAAUAAUUGUGAUGAUUUCUCUUAUUUUAAGAUGCGAAGAGUGCUUUGUAUGUUUAUAUUAAGACAGGUAUAUUUAAGUGUGCCAUUGUUUCCGUUUUUAUAAGUUUUGCUUUAAUAUUUUUCGAACAAACAUUAGCCGUAACUGAUUCGCAUUCAAACAUGUUUUCUAUUUUUAAUGAACGAGAUUAGUUUCAUACUAACUUAUGUCAUAUUCACUAGAAAACACCUUUCCUGUUUGUUAAAUAUUUAAACCCUUUGAUUUCUGAAAAUAUCCAGCGAGAGUGGUUUCAUAGUACUAGAAUUUUAAUAUUUGUUUAAAAAACGCUCGCAAGCAUUCGAUUUGCCGUCCGCAUGCCUUUUAUCAGCAAACCGCGGGUGAGCGUUUCUAUUAUAUGUUCAAUAUUAUGAAAGUGCUAAAAUGUAUGGGAAGUACCAUUGUGCGCUAAUGUUCAGAAAUUAGCGGAAUUUGAAUGAAAGUUUAAAACAUAGGCUUUAUGUCAGAUGGGAAAGGUCUAUUUGCAAAUAUUGGAAUAUAUCAAAAAUAAAACACACUUAAUCGCAACAGUAACAUAAUUAUUUACGUAAUCGAUAUUCAGAAAUACUAUGCAUAAUUAUUCAAAACGUGAUUUCUUUUAAACAAGCAUUAUUAUGUAUAUUACCCAACUAUUGGUGUAUUAUUAUCAUAGGUAUUAUGGAACGUCAUCUAAAAAUAAAUUUAGGUCAAAUUUUGUUUAUUUUUAAAUCCGUAAAGUGUUUGCUACAGUAGCAUAAAAUCUAUUAUUGCUAAAAAUGAGAAAAGACGGUUCAACAAUGGUAUGAUAUUCGCAUAUAGCAUAUAUAUUGACAGCUUAUCGCAAACUGCAUGUGCGGCAUUGGGGCCGUGGUUGAACGGUAAUCAGAUUCCACAUUAUUAAAUACAAAACAUUCAUAGAAACAAUACACUUAAUAUGGACGCAGCAUCUUUUGAAUUGAGCUAAGUUACGAAGAAUUGUGAGAAAGAACAAAAUAUCAUGAAUAAGAAAACA
Messenger RNA from Topomyia yanbarensis, 6200 nucleotides. RefSeq names its product coronin-7 (gene pod1). Gene Ontology annotation, molecular function: protein binding. Bases 239 to 4045 code for a protein of 1268 amino acids. Lineage: Eukaryota; Metazoa; Arthropoda; Insecta; Diptera; Culicidae. The transcript has 12 exons. The record is from RefSeq and is a predicted model, not a curated record.